Messenger RNA from Daucus carota subsp. sativus, 1978 nucleotides. RefSeq names its product mitochondrial-processing peptidase subunit alpha. Lineage: Eukaryota; Viridiplantae; Streptophyta; Magnoliopsida; Apiales; Apiaceae. The transcript is spliced from 13 exons. Gene Ontology annotation, molecular function: metal ion binding. Gene Ontology annotation, cellular component: mitochondrion. The record is from RefSeq and is a predicted model, not a curated record. The coding region runs from base 411 to 1796 and encodes 461 amino acids.
UUAACAAUAAAAUAAGAUUCUGUCAAAAAAAAAAAAAUAUAAGAAUAAAAUAUCAAAACCGGUCAAUAAGUCAAAAAAUUUCAAUUACAAACAAACUGUACUUGGCUACGUACUUCCUAAAAUUUCGAAAUUAUAAGACCAGAUAUAAUGUGUGUCCGUACUAUAUCUGUAAUAAAAUAAAAUAUAUGUGAAGAAGAGAAAGCACAGUCCAGUUGUUAACAGGUGGGGAGACAGAGAGUCUCAGAGAGAAAGAGGGAGAGGGAGAAAUAAGGUGACGGAGAGAGAAAGAGGGUUUUGGAGAUAAAGGCUUUUACAGGGAGAGAAGGGGUUUUAGAGAGAGAAAGAGGGUUUUAGAGAGAGAAAGAGGGUUUUAAAGCGUGAGAGAGGGUUUUUAUCAAGAGCAGCAAAAGAUGUCGUUGAGGAGGAUAUGCAGAGCCUAUCACCAGGGACGUGACGACAUGACAUUAUGGAGGUUCGUAGGUUCCCGAUCUCGUAGUGACGUGGUCGGCGAAACUUGCCUAACAACUUUAAAUAAUGGCCUGAAAAUAGUGUCACAAUCAUCUCAGAGGGAGGAUGCAAGAGUUGCACUUGUCAUUCAGUGUGGCACAAUGUAUGAAGGCAAGGAGAAAUUUGGUGCUACUGAGCUGGUGAAACGGAUGGCUUUUUACAGCACGUACAAGCGUUCCAGUGGUCAGAUUGAACUGGAUCUUGAAAAAAUUGGUGGCUGCAAAUCAUGUUCUACAUCUAGAGAUCACAUGAUUUACACCAUCAAAGGUCGGAAGUUUGACCUGCCCCUUAUGGUUGACUUGCUAGUUGACAAUGUUCGGAAUCCAGUGUUCUUUGAGCUGGAAGUUCAACAAAAGAUUCAAGGGAUGGCUGAAGCAUCAUGCGAGCCUAGAUAUUUGUUGUUAGAUGCCCUACAUGCUGCUGGCUAUAUUGGUGCACUAGCUAAUCCAGUUAUUGCCCCGAAAUCUACGCUUGACAGGCUCAAUGCCACAACAGCCCUGCAGUUUGUAACUGGAAAUUUUACUGCUUCCCGAAUGGUGCUUGCUGCAUCAGGAGUUGACCAUAAGGAGCUAGUAAAAUAUGUCGAACCUCUUGUUAUUGAUAUGCCUAGCGUGUUACUACCAAAGGAGGCACCAUCAGUAUAUGUUGGAGGUCAAAGGCAUAUAAGUGCCGAUUCUGAGCUUACCUAUAUUGCUCUUGCAUUUGAACUUCCUGGGGGCUGGCAGCAACUGAAACAUGCUAUCACCCUCAUGGUUCUUCAGAUAUUAUUGGGUGGCUUCCAAUCUGGAGGUGGCGUUGAUGGCCGAGGGAAAGGGCUGCACUCAUGGCCUUAUGUUCGUGUGUUGAACAAAUAUCCAGCUGUCGAGUCAUAUACCACUUUCAGCUCUAUUUAUAGUGAUACUGGCUUAUUUGGAAUCAUAGUUUCCACAGAAUCCAAAUCUAUACCACAGGCUGUUGAUGUUGCAGUCAAGGAACUGAUUUGUGUUACCAAACCUUCCGGAAUUGUCCGAAAAGAGCUAAAAGAUGCCAAACUGGCAACCAAAGGUGAAAUAAUGAAGAAUUUAGAAUCUGGAGUGGUUGAAUUGGAAUCCAUGGCUAAACAAGUUUUGAUGUAUGGAGAGAGGAUACCCCUGGACCAAAUUUUGGAAACGAUUGAUAAAAUUUCGCGUGAGGAUGUUGCCUAUGUUGCACAAAAGCUCAUCUCUUCUCCUUUAGCAAUGGCAUCCCUAGGGGAAGAUUUUCAUGUGCCAGCUUAUGAAUCACUGAGCAGGUUGUUUCAUGUGAAGUGAUCUUCUAUCUGCUUUACCACUUUUAGGUUAAUUUGUGUAAUUGUGACAAACUCGGAAAUUUUUAUAAUUAUAUAUAAGCUUGUUAUUAAUUUUCUAAAAGACUGAGUCCAAUUUGUUGGAUUUUCAAAACCAAUUUUGUGAGUUACUGCAAUAUUGUGGUUAUUUGAUUUAAUUGUGAUACA